Salvia hispanica is the source of this 1322-nucleotide messenger RNA. RefSeq lists its product as uncharacterized. The record is from RefSeq and is a predicted model, not a curated record. Lineage: Eukaryota; Viridiplantae; Streptophyta; Magnoliopsida; Lamiales; Lamiaceae. Gene Ontology annotation, biological process: endoplasmic reticulum to Golgi vesicle-mediated transport; intracellular protein transport. Gene Ontology annotation, cellular component: endoplasmic reticulum; endoplasmic reticulum membrane.
AAAAGUAGAAUCAAGUUAAAGUUUCAUCCUUUAGUAAGAAAAAUCUCCAAAGUAACCAGAAACAGCAAUUGGGAUAUGAUUAAUUGUAGAGUUUAGUUUGUCUCAGCAUUUAUUUCCAAAGAUAAUCUUGGCUGAAAGGCGUAGUGGGUCAUUGCUUUCUCAAAAACCCAAUGCUUUAGAGAACAAAAGAUAAAUUCAAGAUUCUUCCUUUUAUUAUCAUAGCUACUGAAAAAUUUAAAAGUUGUGAAAAGUUCUAUUUUUUAAAAAAAUUUAAAGGCUUGCACAGAAAUAAAGAAUUGAUUGCAUUUCUCCAUAUCAGCUCAUUUCUUGAAUAUGCUUCAAUUUGUGAAAAAAGUUAGUGUUUGCAGAAAGGGACUAGUGUAAUUGUGUGUGUGUGUGGGAAGGAUGAUUCCUCCGGUCUUUGUAAUUGUGUGUGGUGAGGGUUUAGUGGCAUUCCUUUUAAUGGUGAAGAUUGGGCCUUUGAGGGAAUUGGUGAUGAAGGGUUUGGAUGAAGUGAAAAUGAGAAGGGGCACAGUUUCAACCAUAGCUGGAACUAUUUUUGUGAUUCUGUUGUCAUGCUUGUUUAGCGUUGUCGGGUCUAAGCACGGCGCAAUGGCACCUAUGGAUCAGGUGAUUUGGAGGACUAAUCUGUUGGAGGCUACUGUUAUGGCCUUUUCUCUCUUCCUCGGGUUUCUGAUUGAUCGUAUGCACUACUACAUGCGGAGGCUGAGCAAGCUAAGAAGCAGCACCAGAGUUCUAACGCGGGAAAUCGAGAGGCUAGAGACAGAGAAGGUGCAAAUGAGGGAGAUGGGAGAGAGAGCUGCUGAAGAAGCCAAGCAGUUUCAGCAGGAAAUAUCUAGUUUGAUUGAUGAUUUGGAAAUGGUGAAGAUGGAGGCUGCGGAGAAGGAUGUGCUGCUCGAGGCGGCUGAAGCUCAUGUCGUUGCUCUGCAGAAACAAGCGGCGGAUCUUCUGCUCGAGUACGACUGUCGUCUCGAAGAUAGCCAUGGUUGGAAGUGAGGAUAGUUUGGGUGGUAUACUAGUUGAGGUUUUUGUUGUUAGGAAGUAGUGAGUUUUGGUUGUGGCUGGUUUCGGUAUCGCUUACGAGGUCGUUGCUCGCGGGGAGUCGGGCCUGGGCCGAACUUGUGUGCACCUUUAGUAGCAACGACGAGGAAAGGGGCAAGUAGAAUUGACACUGGGAUCUCAACAACUAUUCAUUUAGAGGUUAUUUUCCAGAGCGUUCGAUUUGAUAGAUUAUAUGUGCAUUAUUAAAUCAUAACGAGUGUUGUUCCAUUGAAUGGAUUUAUCAAUAUUUAAUUUCGGCA